This is a messenger RNA of Melopsittacus undulatus (budgerigar), 789 nucleotides long. RefSeq names its product hydroxysteroid 11-beta-dehydrogenase 1-like protein. The record is from RefSeq and is a predicted model, not a curated record. The transcript has 4 exons. Gene Ontology annotation, molecular function: oxidoreductase activity. Lineage: Eukaryota; Metazoa; Chordata; Aves; Psittaciformes; Psittaculidae. The coding region runs from base 14 to 667 and encodes 217 amino acids. Gene Ontology annotation, cellular component: intracellular membrane-bounded organelle.
GAAAUGAAAAUGGAUGGAAAUACAAACCGUGUGUUACCAAAUCACGUUCUGCUUUCAACUUAAGCUUCAAGAUCUGUAUGAGAACCUUCAGUUCUUCAGCGUCACACUUGUCCCGGUUUGUUCCCUGUUUAUCUUCGCUAGGCCACACUCCUACAAAGAACUCAGGCCAUGCUCAUCUCCGUACCCUGGGUUGGCUUCCAGCCUCACAGGAAGGAGAUUGCAGUAUUUGGGCUGGAGUGCUCAGCUUCAAGACUUCACUUUGCUCUUCACACCAUGGAGGGAUAUGAAGCCCGUUGGAAAAGUGCUUUGUGCGACAGCGUUUGUAAUUGCGUUCCUUGCUGUCUGCCGGGAAGAUUCCUUUAAGCCAGGGAAAAUCCCCACUCCCUUCACCACUUCUUACUCUGCUGCCAAGUUUGCCCUGGAUGGAUUCUUCAGCUCGCUGCGCCACGAGCUCUCCAUGCAGAACAUCUCAGUCACACUCUGUAUCCUGGGCCUGAUCAACACCGAAUGGGCCUUGGAGAGCACCAGGGGGAAGGUGUCUCUUCCUGCUUCUCCUGCUCCCGAUGCGGCGCUCGCCAUCAUCCAGGGAGGAGCCAUGUGUGCGAUGGAGGUUUACUACCCAGGCUGGCUGUACUCUGUGUGCUGCCUCGGGGUGCUCUUCCCGUGACCCCUUUCUGCAGCGCUUGUACAAUCCUUAGGGAGGCCCAGCUCCUCUCCCAUCCCUUCUAAUCCCAUUCCUGUCCCGGUGGUGGCAAACUACAAUUAAACCCAGGCCUAGAGUGUGGAGCU